CUACAAUCAAUUACAAAAGAUCCCUCACCAGGAAUCCAGAUUUGUUUUGGUGAUAGUUUAUUAUAGAGGACCCCCUGUUUGUUUGAGGGGAGGGGGGGGGCCCUAUUUACUAAUCAGGCGCCAACAUUAUAUAUUAUAUAUACUUUUCAAUUAGACAUGCCGCUGUCAGGCAUAUGCUACGAUCCUUUCGCAAUUCUAACGCCCUCAGAGGUAGCGAUGGCCAUCCGCUCCUUUCCUGCCCUCAAGUUUGAGGAGCCUCACCUCUUGCUGCGUAUGCUGCACUCCUUGUCCCCAAAUGCCAGUCCCCUGCUGAUGAUUGCAGGCACUUCCGAUGCUCAGGAGUUUUCGGGCAGCUUGUUGCACAGGAUGACCAUGGCCGAGCUUGUGGAUAUCUUCGAAGCUUUUGGGGAACAAGGCCUCAGUGGUUGUGACUUGGUGGCUGAGGCGAUUGUACACCGAUACCGCGCCAAUGGUGGCCGUUUGUCUCGAAGGAACACGGCCAGGACCUUGAAUGUGCUGGCGCAGCUUGGCCCUCAGAAGGAGCUAUUAGAGCUCUUGCUUGAGGAGCUAAAUGGCUGGCAGGUGAGUGACCCUGCUGGUUCAGAGCUCCGGCCACGGCCGGCCCUCACAGCGGUAUGGUCGCUAUGUAUUCUGGAUCUGCUGCCGAGGAUGGCUACAGUCGUUGAUUGGUUUCUUGAGUUCUUGUGUCGAGAAGCUGUUGCCUCGUACGCUCUUGGUACCAAAGCGCAGGCAUUGCAACUCUUUGAAAGCCUUGGAGCAGUACAGUCGACACUGCCCCAGAUGGCAAAGAGGCACUUGGACAGCCUUAUGGCAGGCCACUCUCCAGCAGCUGAGCAGGUGAUUUUUGAGCUUGGCCACGGGCGUCGGCUUCGAAGUGUGCACGAGCUCUUGGCACUGCCUAGGCCGGUGCAAUUGGAGCCGGGAUCAGAGGUGCCCAACAUUGCACCAGAGACUUGGUCAAGUCUUCAGGCUACACAGCUUGGUGGGCUAAACUCUGAAAGUGCUGACGACCUUGAAGGCAACCUCCCAGCUGACAAUUUCCAAGGCCGUUCCUUGCUGGACGAGUUGGCCAUGCAGUGGGAGAUGAAGAGAAGUCAACAGGAGCGUGCAGCAGCGAAGUGCAAAGAGUUGAUUGGAUUUGUCUUAGCAGGGCUGAACGCCGCACCGUUGCUGUUGGCUGCACCACACCCCCUGGGUCUCGUAGCACGGGACGAGCUGCGUGGCAGCGGAGGCUUUGAGGCCCAGUGGCCUACAGGGUGGUAUGACGUUGACUGGGGACACCCAUUCUUUCGUCUCGGCCUUGUUGUCUUGAGGGACCAGGACUUCCUCCAGAACGGUAGAGGUGAGCUGCGCGGUGCUGUGCGCCUCCGCCUCCGGAUGCUGUCAGAGGAACGCUGGUGGUUGAUCCUUCUGCGGGCCUCAGCUGUGGAGAGGUGGAUUGUACCAAAAGAGCGGCAGCUGUUCAAUCGUCAGCUGCAGGCUCGCGUAGCUCGUGCAAAUAAGCUCUACCCGCUGGAGCAAAAGUUGCUUCAGAGAAGGAUGCGGCACCUUGACCAAGAGGCAACAGAACUGCGCAAGCUCUUCACCCAACAGUUGCGGCAGCAGCUGGAUUUUAUUUUCCCGGACGCGCUCACAGCAGGCCCUGCGCUCAAUGGCGCUGCUAAGCUUCUGAAAAGAGGGGAGCAACCAGGAGAAGAUGGGGUUUUGGCCACGAGACGAGACCGUCCUUGAAACCGGGCAGUUUGGUCUUGAUAGCUUGACUUUAUCCCAGAAAGCGAGACUCUCCAGUCAAGUGUGUUGAAACUGCAGUCACACUCAUUCUAUAGCCAAAUUCUGUGCGACAUUGUUGACUUUACUUCGGCCAAUUGAUGACCCUCAACAGAUCCUCUUUUUGUCUCUGUACGCAGUACAUAGUCGAUCAAAAUCGGGUGCUCGACAUAUUCUCGAGUCGGAAGAGAGAAACUCCCACAUCGAUAUUUGCAUACAAACAAACCCAUUCUUUAUUAUAGACUGUACUUCAAGUGACUAUGACUGUCUGCAAGUUGGCAUAGAGUGGUGAUGUUGAUUCCGUGUUCGGUACCCAAGCAACAGGAGUGGGUCUACAGUGUUUCGUUUUGCCAGUGGUCUUGCCUACCUUUUCUUGAUGCCCAUUGGUGUUUGUGACAGUGAGCAAAAACAGAUCUUGCAUUGUUAAUCCAAAGCUACUGGCACAACCUGCAAGCUGCUUAGCUCAAGUUGAGCAACCCAGCACAGGUCGCACACGAC
Messenger RNA from Durusdinium trenchii, 2286 nucleotides. The record is from the annotation of a GenBank genome assembly. Lineage: Eukaryota; Dinophyceae; Suessiales; Symbiodiniaceae.